UCAUCCUCCUUCUCUCUCUCUCUCUCAUAAAUUAAUUAAUCAACCAAAAAUUAAAAAAAAAAUAAACUAUUGCUUAAUAUCUUGCCUACCACUUGCAUAUAUACCACUCAAAUAUUCGUACAAUACUUUCAUGUAUAUAAAGAGCUAGCUGGCCAAACCCCAAACUCUAAGUUCUUUAUUUAAUUUAAUUUUCUUUCUUUUUUUUUUUUUAAAGUUUAUGGCAAUUGCAAACGCAAGCAUGAGCAACAACAAUAACAGCAACAAUAACAACACCAACAAGGAUGACGAUGAUGAUCACCAUGAACAGGACAUGGUGAUGCCUGGCUUCCGUUUCCAUCCCACCGAAGAAGAACUGGUCGAGUUCUACCUUCGCCGUAAGGUUGAGGGCAAGCGUUUCAACGUCGAACUCAUUACUUUUCUUGAUCUAUAUCGCUAUGACCCUUGGGAACUCCCUGCUUUGGCGGCCAUAGGGGAGAAAGAGUGGUUCUUCUAUGUGCCGAGAGAUCGAAAGUAUAGAAAUGGUGACAGACCUAAUAGAGUGACGACUUCUGGUUAUUGGAAGGCGACGGGAGCUGAUCGAAUGAUCAGAAGUGAGAGCUCUCGAUCAAUUGGGUUGAAGAAAACCCUAGUUUUCUAUUCUGGGAAAGCUCCUAAAGGCAUCAGAACCAGCUGGAUUAUGAACGAGUAUCGUCUUCCUCAGCAUGAAACUGAACGAUACCAGAAGGCCGAGAUAUCGCUUUGUCGCGUGUACAAGAGAGCUGGAGUUGAAGACCAUCCAUCUCUUCCUCGUUCGCUUCCAACAAGAGCAUCAUCUUCAUCAUCAUCAAGAAGCUUUACACCAUCCAAUAAAUAUCCUCAAGAGGCAGCUCAACAUUUAGCAAUGGAGAGGUUCCAAACUUUCGGAACUCAGUCUCAUAAUUCACCGCAACUUGAUAUCGAAAAGAUGAGCGAAACAGAUGGAAGUACAAGCUCAGAUGUCACCACAGUUCUUGGACUUUCAAAGCAAAACGUUUACCGUCCAACGAUGGUGUCUCCAAUCAGCGCUUCACUCGGUCUGCCAUCAUCAAUAGAAGAGGAAGGCUUGUUCCUUCACCAGUCUAAACAAGUAUGCAGCUCUUUAGUCCCCACUUGCACCACUCUAUUUCCCGGUGGAUCCUCUUCUGUGUCGUCGAACCCCGCCGCCGCCACUGCCCUCGAUGAGUUUCACCGAUUAUUAACCUACCAACAAGCUUCCAUCAACCAGCAGCAACAACAACAGCAACCGUAUAAUUUCAAUCACCACUCGCAGUUCUCCUCUUUGCAACCUCAUCAAGUGCAGGCGGCGCCACUGGGACUCAACACACUAACAGCUUCGCUUCCAACUGCAGCUUUAAUCUCAGAUAGAUUGUGGGAAUGGAACCCAAUUCCAGAAGCAAACAGAGAGUACAGCGAUCCAUUCAAUGUUAGUAAGAAGAAUCUUAGUGUACACCAUGAUUGGAACAAAAAAGGACUAUAAUUUCGGGGACAAAUUAGGUUCACCUUGGGGACUGGUGCAGGGAUUGGACCCAUGCAUUUCAGAAACAACAUCCACAAUGGAGACAUCAAAGUUUUGUUCCAUUUUGAAUCUUCUUGUAGGUGAGCUUGACUAACUAACCCACUCAAAAAGACAUUUUGGCUUUGCCCUUUGUGUUCAAGAAAAAUCUAAUAAUUAAUCAAUAUAACACAACUCUUGGGGGGUCAAAUGAUCCUUAAUCUAUGAUAUCUAGAACCACUUCAUUAAGCAUAGUCCAUCCCCAUUUCUACUUUUUUUCAUGACCUUUAGAUCUAGUUUAAUAAAAGAUAAUUAAAACACAUGUCAGAAUUAGAUAAAAAACAGACAAUGUUGUACUAUGUAAGAAUAACUCGACCAUUACAAUUGAUGAUAUUUACACUGUAUGUAUGAAUUUGUACACUUAAGAAGUCCUUUAUAUAAAGUCCCAAUUACCCCAAAAUAUUAUCUACCUCUUAGAUCUAGUUUAUACUAAUAAGAUAAGUUUAUAACAAAAAAAUCUUGUCCUGGAUCAUAGAAUGAGAUCAAGAUACAUCUUAAGGUUAGAUCUAAAAUAGACAACACCAUACUAUGUAAGAAUAACUUGAUCGAUCAAAUUAAGACUCGAACGAGCUGUAUGAAUGGGUUUAAUUUAGACACUUUGACAUUUGGCAAAUAGUCCUUUCUGCAAAGUCCAAUUAUCCCAAUUAUAAUCAUAAAAGAAGGAUAAUCGGAUGUGGUUGUCUGUAGUGGCUUAAUUAUAGGCAAGGGCUGGGACAGAUAUAUAUAGCUGUGUCCAGUAGCAUUUAGCAAGUUCUAACAAUUAUUGUACUGCAAAGUCAGCGAUUCUACCAUUGCAUGUGCACACAAUUGUGGGCGGGCGUGCUACAUGAAGAGCUCGGUUUAGUGGGUAAAAUUUUUAUAGCUAGAGAGGUCCAUAGCAUGACAUUGUGCAUGCAGCACUAUGAAGCUUUCGAUCUCUCUAAAAUCUACCUAUAAUUAAUACUUAUUGUUAGUUAAUAAGCCUCUAUUCUUUAUUACUCAGCGGAUUUAUGUAACUAAUUGUUGACAUUCUCAUUUAUAUUGUCAAGAAUUUUGAAAGCUAGAUAGCUAUAUGUCUCUUAUUCAUACUUGAAGAAGAAUAAUAUUUAGGGUUGCGGGAUUACCUAUAGCUAGCUAUAAAUGUAUUUAUUGA
This is a messenger RNA of Pistacia vera, 2702 nucleotides long. Its product is annotated as NAC domain-containing protein 35-like. The transcript is spliced from 4 exons. The record is from RefSeq and is a predicted model, not a curated record. Bases 218 to 1495 code for a protein of 425 amino acids. NCBI's taxonomy places the organism in Eukaryota, Viridiplantae, Streptophyta, Magnoliopsida, Sapindales, Anacardiaceae. Gene Ontology annotation, molecular function: DNA binding. Gene Ontology annotation, biological process: regulation of DNA-templated transcription.